Molecule: messenger RNA, 2976 nt
Organism: Indicator indicator
Lineage: Eukaryota; Metazoa; Chordata; Aves; Piciformes; Indicatoridae
Gene: CTBP2
Product: C-terminal binding protein 2
Exons: 9
Coding region: 1-2976 (991 amino acids)
Molecular function (GO): transcription corepressor activity; oxidoreductase activity, acting on the CH-OH group of donors, NAD or NADP as acceptor; NAD binding
Source: RefSeq, a predicted model, not a curated record
AUGCCUAUCCCCAGCAAGCACCCCAACAUCGGCCGCUCACAGAGCUGGGAUGCUGCCGGCUGGUAUGAAGGCAACUGGGAGAGCGAGAAUGCCUUUGAGUACCAGAGGCCACCAGGCCGGAGGAGCUCCCUGACCUACGGUGGCGAGGGUGGCUGGUAUGAGCCACCACGAGCAAACGAUAUCAUCUUGCAGGGCGGUGCAGAGCUGAAGCAAGAGGCGUACCCGUACCAGGAUGCCACCUUUGCUCCAGGGCCCCUCAGGAAAGGCUCUGUUCCCGACUUCACCUACUGCGACCGGCAGGCAGCCAUGGCGGGCCGGGGCUCCCUGCCACCCCAGGAUUACUACAGUGAUCCAUCCUUGGCAACCAGGUCGCCCAAGGACCCCCGCUACUACCGCGACCAUGUGGUGAGCAGGCCGCUGGCGAGCUAUGGGGUGCCUGGCAGCCGGCUCUCCUGGGACCAGGCUCCGGGGCGCCCGCCUGCCCCACUGGAGGCCACCCGCCUCUACCGGGAUCCCAAGAUGGCCCUGGAUGGACAGCGAAUGCGCAGCAGAGACGUCUCCCCAGCACGGUACAGCAUGGAGCCCACUGGCCCACGGUAUGCCGCAGAGCCACCCACCUUCCCCAGCAGGCAGGCCUAUGGGGAUGGGGCAGAGCGGCCCCCUGAGCCAGCGGGAGCCAGGCAGGCUGCACCCACCUGCCUGGUGGUGGAUCCCACCAGCAGCACCAGCACUGGCUAUGGGCCAGGCCGCGAGUGUGCUGGCACCAAGGGUUCUUAUGACAGCUAUGAGGCAGCGGUGCCAACACCACCCCACCCGCCGGUGCUCCCCACCUUUCCUGGGCCAGAGGGGAAGAGGAGCUUUGACCCUGAGUUUGUGGCACUGCUGCGUGCAGAAGGCGUCUCAGAGAGCACCUUCGCUGCCUUGCUGCAGCAGGGCUUUGACUCCCCAAACCUGUUGGCCAUGAUGGAGGAGAAUGACAUCAAAUCUGUGGCUCCAAACCUGGGGCAGGCCCGUGUGCUCUCCCGCAUUGCCCAUAAUUACAAGGCAGAAAUGCAGCUGCAGAGGCAGGAGCGGAGGACUGGGACACUGCGCCCCAGGACCCGCUCCAACAGCUUCAGCCACCGCAGUGAGCUGCCAGGUGACUAUGGGAUACCCCUGGGCUCAGGGCCCACCACGGAUGGCCCUGCCAUCCCACAGCCCCAGCCUCCACUGCAGCCAAUCUCCCCAAGAGGAGUGGAGAUGCACCGCCGGCCAUCCAGCGCCCCAACCCAGCACCUGCUGGAGACCACCACCUACCCUGCUUCUGCAGGGGCUCCUCAGGGGCCACACUUUCUCCCUGGUUCUGGAUACAACACCCCUCUGCCUUGCAACACACACCCACGCCCAGCCUCUGCUUACUCUGCUCCGGUCGGCAUGCCCAUGACCACGGCCAACCCACAUGCCAGCCCCAAAACAGCCUACCCUACCACCUACACCGUGCCCAUGGAGCUGAUGAAGAGAGAGCGGACAGCAACUGCAUCACCAGCACCCAGCCCACAUGGCAGCCCUCAGCUCCUCCGACGGCCAGGACCACCAGGGGACAGCAGCCUGACACCCGUUGGACCCACUUUUCCUGCUCAGCCCUCCCCGUACCCGAAGCUCAGCAGGCGCACAGGACCCCCAGUCAUCGUCUCCACCAUGGCAUCACCUGAACCAAGUAUUCGCCCUCAAAUCAUGAAUGGCCCCAUGCACCCCCGGCCCCUGGUGGCACUGCUGGACGGCAGGGAUUGCACAGUGGAGAUGCCCAUACUGAAGGACCUGGCGACGGUGGCAUUCUGUGACGCACAAUCAACUCAGGAGAUUCAUGAGAAGGUAUUAAAUGAAGCUGUUGGGGCAAUGAUGUACCACACCAUCACACUGACUCGAGAAGAUCUGGAGAAGUUCAAGGCCUUACGGGUCAUUGUUCGAAUAGGCAGUGGCUAUGACAACAUUGACAUCAAAGCUGCAGGGGAGCUUGGGAUCGCUGUUUGCAACAUCCCCUCGGCUGCCGUGGAGGAGACAGCCGACUCCACCGUCUGCCACGUCCUCAACCUGUACCGGCGGAACACGUGGCUGUACCAGGCGCUGCGCGAGGGCACGCGGGUCCAGAGCGUGGAGCAGAUCCGGGAGGUGGCCUCCGGCGCUGCCCGCAUCCGAGGGGAGACGCUCGGCCUCAUCGGCUUUGGUCGCACUGCGCAGGCAGUCGCGGUCCGAGCCAAGGCAUUCGGCUUCAACGUGAUCUUUUAUGACCCAUACCUGCAGGAUGGGAUAGAGAGGUCCCUGGGAGUCCAGCGGGUCUACACGCUGCAGGACCUGCUCUAUCAGAGCGACUGUGUCUCGUUGCACUGUAACCUUAAUGAACACAACCACCACCUCAUCAAUGACUUCACGAUUAAGCAGAUGAGGCAGGGAGCAUUCCUGGUGAAUACGGCACGUGGGGGGCUGGUGGAUGAGAAGGCCUUAACUCAAGCCCUGAAGGAGGGUCGGAUACGAGGGGCUGCGCUCGACGUGCACGAGUCAGAACCAUUCAGUUUUGCUCAAGGCCCACUGAAAGAUGCUCCUAACUUAAUCUGUACCCCCCACACCGCUUGGUACAGUGAGCAGGCAUCACUAGAGAUGAGAGAAGCUGCUGCUACUGAAAUACGGCGUGCCAUCACAGGGCGCAUCCCAGAAAGCCUACGGAACUGCGUGAAUAAGGAAUUCUUUGUAACAACAGCUCCGUGGUCAGUAAUAGAUCAGCAAGCAAUCCAUCCAGAGCUCAAUGGUGCCACAUACAGGUAUCCACCUGGGAUGGUCAGUGUCACACCAGGAGGAAUACCAGCAGCUAUGGAGGGCAUCAUCCCUGGAGGCAUCCCCGUUACCCACAAUCUUCCCACAGUGGCACACCCUUCCCAAGCUCCAUCUCCCAACCAGCCCACAAAACAUGGGGACAACAGGGAACAUCCCAACGAGCAAUAG